AUGGCUUCUCCACCUAAGCCCUGGGAGCAACCUGGCGCGGCUGCGACUGCUGCUGUCCCUUCCAUCUCUCCCUCCGUCGCAUCAACCGUCGAUUUAGCCGACGCUCCUCCAAUUCCUAAUCGUCCUGCUUCUCUCACCUCUACCGUUAAUCAGAACGCUGCCAACUACAGCCGAAUGAAUUCCUCACCAUACGGUUCCAUGGGCGGCGCAUACUCGUCGCCCUAUUCCAGCCCCUACUCGCGAUUUGGAAUGGGUGGCAUGGGCGGCGGGUAUGGUAGCAUGUACGGAGGAGGAUAUGGCGGUUAUGGAGGGGGCAUGUACGGCGGCAUGGGUGGUGGCAUGUAUGGUGGUGGCAUGGGAAUGCCUGGCGACCAAAACAGCUUGACAAACUCGUUCAACAACAGUACACAAGCUACUUUCCAGAUGCUUGAGGGCAUUGUCACGGCCUUUGGUGGGUUUGCGCAGAUGCUCGAAAGCACUUACAUGGCCACUCACUCUAGCUUCUUUGCAAUGGUCUCUGUUGCUGAACAAUUCGGUAACUUGAGAGAUACCUUGGGUUCAGUAUUGGGCAUUUUCACUUUGAUGCGAUGGAUCCGAACUUUGAUUGCCAAGAUCACUGGUCGCCCGCCGCCAGCCGAUGCGACUGCUCUCACACCGGCAGCCUUUGCUCGCUUUGAAGGCCGCAGUAUUGGUCCCGAUGGCAACCCUCUUCCUGCCAAGGCCAGCAAGAAGCCUCUCAUUUUCUUUGUUCUGGCCGCCUUCGGCAUUCCUUAUCUCAUGUCCAAGAUGAUUAGAUCACUCGCUGCUUCACAAGAACAGGAGCAGAGGCGUCUCCAAGCACAGGCCAUUGAAUCACAGCAGCCCGUCGACCCGUCCAAGCUCGAGUUCUGCCGACUUACCUUCGACUUCCUCCCUCAGCCCAACACCGGCAUGGAGCUUGAGGCUCGCAAGGGCGACCUUGUCGCUGUUCUCAACAAGAAUGACCCAUCCGGCAACCCCAGCGAGUGGUGGCAAUGCAGAGCUCGUGAUGGCCGCCAAGGUUACCUGCCCUCUACCUAUCUUGAGGUCAUCAAGCGCCCUGCGCAAGAGCCCAAGAAACUCAAGGCCGCCCCUAGCGAGAGUAGCCGCACAAACUCAUUGACAAGUUCAACCAUGCGUCCCGAAGAUGGUAAGGAGUAUGCUUCAGCCAACGGCAUGCAGAGGAGCCACUUCUACUCAUAA
Messenger RNA from Fusarium poae, 1221 nucleotides. RefSeq lists its product as uncharacterized. Gene Ontology annotation, cellular component: peroxisomal membrane; peroxisomal importomer complex; peroxisome. NCBI's taxonomy places the organism in Eukaryota, Fungi, Ascomycota, Sordariomycetes, Hypocreales, Nectriaceae. The transcript has 3 exons. The record is from RefSeq and is a predicted model, not a curated record. Bases 1 to 1221 code for a protein of 406 amino acids. Gene Ontology annotation, molecular function: protein binding. Gene Ontology annotation, biological process: protein import into peroxisome matrix, docking.